Molecule: messenger RNA, 1239 nt
Organism: Lotus japonicus
Lineage: Eukaryota; Viridiplantae; Streptophyta; Magnoliopsida; Fabales; Fabaceae
Product: ATP-dependent Clp protease proteolytic subunit 3, chloroplastic
Exons: 5
Coding region: 50-1024 (324 amino acids)
Biological process (GO): protein quality control for misfolded or incompletely synthesized proteins
Cellular component (GO): endopeptidase Clp complex
Molecular function (GO): ATP-dependent peptidase activity; serine-type endopeptidase activity; ATPase binding
Source: RefSeq, a predicted model, not a curated record
CAAAACAAAACCCAAUACUCGUCACCAAAGCAACACAAGAGAAACGAAGAUGGAAUUGAGUUUAGCUUCAACGUGUAUGCCAUUGAGCUUCAAGUUGAAACUGAACCAUGACCUCUUCCACUCUCAAAUUCCCAUUCUCACAGCUUCAACCAAAGCCACAAGAAGAACAACAACGAAACCCUUGUUCACCGUUAACGCUUCAUCAACCACCAGACAAACCUUGUCCUCCAACUGGGACCUUCCCAAUGAUUUAUCUGCAUCUACCGCUUCCCCAUGGCUCCCCAAACUCGAAGAGCUUGACACCACCAACAUGCUUCUCCGUCAGAGGAUUGUCUUUUUGGGUUCUCAGGUGGAUGAUAUGACUGCAGAUUUUAUCAUUAGUCAGCUUUUGUUUUUGGAUGCUGAAGACUCAAAGAAAGACAUCAAGUUGUUUAUAAAUUCACCUGGUGGUUCUGUUACUGCUGGAAUGGGAAUUUAUGAUGCCAUGAAGUUAUGCAAGGCAGAUGUGUCUACUGUUUGUCUCGGGCUUGCAGCAUCCAUGGGCGCAUUUAUCCUUGCUUCUGGUACUAAAGGGAAGAGGUAUUGUAUGCCUAAUUCCAGAGUUAUGAUCCAUCAGCCGCUUGGAACUGCUGGUGGGAAAGCUACAGAAAUGAGCAUCCGUAUAAGAGAAAUGGCAUAUCACAAGAUCAAGAUAAACAAAAUACUGUCACGAAUUACAGGGAAACCUGAAGAGCAGAUUGAAUUAGACACUGAUCGCGAUAACUUUAUGAAUCCUUGGGAAGCCAAGGAAUAUGGUUUAGUUGAUGGUGUUAUUGAUGAGGGAAAACCAGGAUUAAUUGCACCGACGGCAGAAGCAUCGGCACCUCCAAAAACUCGUGUUUGGGAUCUAUGGAAAGUUGAAGGAACUCGGAAAGCGAGGAAAAAUAUGCCCUCUGAACAUAAGUUUUUACAGAAUGCAAUUCAUGGCCAGGAUAGUGAUGAUGAUAAAGGUACUGGACAAGAAGAGGGAACAACUGCUGUAUGAGUUAGGAAGCAAGGAUUCUAUUGCUUCUGUACUCCACAAAUCUGUUUAUUUUAACAUUUAUCACUUCCACAGUUCCACCAGAAGCUAAAAGGGAUUUUUUGGUGUGUUAUUGCUGGUCAUAUUUCAUAUUCCAUUAAGAUCCAGACUGUAUAUUAGUUAUCAAAACUUGUAUACCUCAAGUGUUAGGUGCAUUAAUGAAUAUAAUGUUUCCUCCA